Sugiyamaella lignohabitans is the source of this 411-nucleotide messenger RNA. It is a transcript of the gene STE18, whose product is annotated as Ste18p. Gene Ontology annotation, molecular function: G-protein beta-subunit binding. Bases 1 to 411 code for a protein of 136 amino acids. NCBI's taxonomy places the organism in Eukaryota, Fungi, Ascomycota, Dipodascomycetes, Dipodascales, Trichomonascaceae. The transcript has a single exon. The record is from RefSeq and is a predicted model, not a curated record. Gene Ontology annotation, biological process: G protein-coupled receptor signaling pathway. Gene Ontology annotation, cellular component: heterotrimeric G-protein complex.
AUGCCCACAAGUGCCAUGGAGCUUGUGACCCUUGAUACUGCUGAUAUUGCAAAUCUCGGCUAUCCGCAAAAACCAGGUCACCCACCAAAGGGAAGUCCGAGAAAAGGGAAUCCGUCCAAGGGUCGUCGUGGUGUCCCUAAGGCAUUGACCAGGGCACGCAUUGACCAGAUUAAAGCCGAAAGACAGUCGGAAAUUAUGUACCACCUGAAGUUGAAACGAAUGAUCGAGAGAAAUGCCCGGCUUCGCAAUGAGCUAGCCAAAGAUAGGAUUUAUGCCUCCAACGCAUGUCUAUCUCUAAUAAGAUACAUGCACACGACUCGCGACAGACUUAUACCUCCUUUAUGGGGCUAUUUAGAGGAAGAAGAGUCCGUCAUUGAAGAACCUAGUUCUACGUGCUGUACCAUAAGCUAA